GCUGCCUUGGUGGUGAUGGCAGCAGCCUCUGCCCCUUCCCCCUUCGCUGGCGAGAUGUGGCCCCUGUUGGUGCUGCUGCUGCUGGGCUUGGCGAGCUGCGGUUCAGCUCAGCUAUUAUUUACUACAAUCAAAUCUGUAGAAUACACCAAUGACAAUAAAACUAUUCUCAUCCCAUGCUUAGUCACUAAUGGGGGGGCACAGAGCCUUAGAGAAUUGUUUGUAAAGUGGAAAUUCGGAAACAAAUACAUUUUCUUCUAUGAUGGAGAUAAAAAUGAAUCCAGCCCCAACAGUAACUUUCCGAGUGCAUACAUCGUACCAGAUGCACUACUAAUAGGCAAUGCCUCUUUGAUGAUGGACAAGAGGGAUGCUGUCCCAGGAAACUACACUUGCGAAGUAACAGAAUUAACUAGAGAAGGCGAAACCAUCGUAGAACUAAAAUAUGUUGUUAAAACACAGCUACUAUUUACUACAAUUGAAUCUGUAGAAUACACCAUUUGCAAUGAAACUCUUCUCACCAUCCCAUGCUUAGUCACCAAUGUGGGGGCAAAGAGCCUUAAAGAAAUGUUUGUAGAGUGGAAAUUCAGAAAUAAACACAUUUACUUCUAUGAUGGAGAUAAAAAUAAAUCCAGACCGGAGAAGGAAUUUUCGAGUGCAUACAUCGUACCAGAUGCACUGCUAACAGGCAAUGCCUCUUUGAUGAUGGACAAGAGCGAUGCUGUCCCAGGAAACUACACUUGUGAAGUAACAGAAUUAACUGGAGAAGGCAAAACCACUGUAGAACUAAGAUAUAUUGCUGCUUUAUGGUUUUCUGCAAAUGACCAUACCCUUAUUAUUAUUUUCUCAAUGUUGGCUGUGCUUCUGUUCUGGGGAAGUGAUAUUACUGUGAUACUUAAAUAUAAUUCCAAUAUUAUGAAGGAGAAAAUCAUCAUUUUAUCUGUGGCUGGACUAGUUCUCAGUAUAUUAGUUAUUGUUGGAGCCGUUUUCUUCAUCCCAGGUGAAUAUUCAACAAAGAGGACCAGUGGACUUGGUUUAAUUGUAGUUUCUACAGUAAUAUUAAUAUUACUUCAGAUCUCUAUGUUUAUGAUAGCUCCAGCUAUUGGGAUGUCCUCCUUCAGUAUCACCAUAUUGAUCCUUCAGGUGCUGGGCUUUGUUCUCUCUGUGGUCGGACUAAGCCUCUGUGUCUCAGGUGAGGGUCACAAUCUUCUCUAA
This is a messenger RNA of Myotis brandtii (Brandt's bat), 1209 nucleotides long. Its product is annotated as leukocyte surface antigen CD47-like. The transcript is spliced from 7 exons. NCBI's taxonomy places the organism in Eukaryota, Metazoa, Chordata, Mammalia, Chiroptera, Vespertilionidae. The coding region runs from base 16 to 1209 and encodes 397 amino acids. Gene Ontology annotation, biological process: positive regulation of phagocytosis; positive regulation of inflammatory response; positive regulation of cell-cell adhesion. Gene Ontology annotation, cellular component: plasma membrane; extracellular exosome. Gene Ontology annotation, molecular function: thrombospondin receptor activity. The record is from RefSeq and is a predicted model, not a curated record.